This is a messenger RNA of Schistosoma curassoni, 506 nucleotides long. The record is from the annotation of a GenBank genome assembly. Lineage: Eukaryota; Metazoa; Platyhelminthes; Trematoda; Strigeidida; Schistosomatidae.
CCACGUUAACCAGUGUCCGAAAGAUCUUUCCCUCUUUAUCCUUUAGCUCAUCUACACCAGUUUAGAAUUAGGGUUUUCCACUUACCUUUAUUUGAUACUCACUAUACACAUGUUCAAUUUCAGCUCUUGCGGAUGUUGUCUCGCUGUGUGAUGAUACCCAAGCCAUGCAACCCACAUUUAAUGAUUUGAAACCAGUGUCCGUAGAUCAUAACAAUUAGAUGAGACUUGAUAUUGAAUUUUCCGGUGGGGCUGAACUUUUGUUCAACAAGCAAAAAGAAUAUCAAGUUGACCUACCACCAACAGUGGUUCGACUAGGUGAUUUGCUUGUUUGGUUGGAGAAAAAUCUUUUACAAGAACGUCCUGAACUCUUCUUACAAGGGAAAAGCGUUCGACCUGGAAUUCUCAUUUUAAUCAAUGAUGUAGAUUACAGUUUAUUGGGUGAGAAUGACUAUAUUUUGAAGGAAAUGGAUAAAGUUAUAUUUAUAUCUUCAUUGCACGGUGGUUGA